Molecule: messenger RNA, 1348 nt
Organism: Varanus komodoensis (Komodo dragon)
Lineage: Eukaryota; Metazoa; Chordata; Lepidosauria; Squamata; Varanidae
Gene: CENATAC
Product: centrosomal AT-AC splicing factor
Exons: 11
Coding region: 1-1083 (360 amino acids)
Source: RefSeq, a predicted model, not a curated record
AUGGAGGCCGGCGCGGGCGAGGCUCCUGCGGCGGCCGCGACGGUCUUCCGCUGCUCGCUGUGCCGCCGCAGCGCCUUCGCCGGCCGCCGCAGCCACCUGCACAGCGCGGGGCACCAGCGCCGGCUGCGGGGCGUGCUGGCCCGCCUGCGGGAGAAGGUGGACGCGGCGCGGGAGGUGCUCCGGCGCGCCGUGGUGGCGCCCGUCGAGCCGGCGGAACACGAGCGGCGCUUCUGGUGCGCCUGCUGCGGGCAGGAGGUGCGGCGGCACUUGAGCCACGGCGGCCUGGCGGUGCCGCACGGCGGCCUCCUGCAGCACCUGGCCAGUGCUGAACAUAAAAAGGCCGUCUCCGCGUUCUGGUGGGAGCACAAGGCGGACCCCAGCCUGAAGCCGCACUUCCUGGUUUCCUCUGAAGAAUACGAGCUCUUCAAAGCCUCGCUUUCCAAAGCGCUAGACACGUAUGAUGCUGAAGAGGAAGAGGUCAUUCAGCAGAUGGCGGCUCACAUCCGGGAGGUGGAACAGAGCCGGCAAGAAAUGGUGGAUGCCGUCUUAGAGCCGCAGACAGAGACAGAGCUGCGUGAUGGAGCUGCUGGCAAUGCCUUAGUGGGGAGCCAAAGUGACUCUGCUUUUGCCACGGAAGAACAGGAGCCUCCUGGUCCAAGCAGGAGCAUGACAUUUCUCAGAGAACAGCCUGAGCGCGCAUGCAGGAUUGCUCCUGACCUCAGCUGGCCGGAACCAGGCCAUGCUCUGACCUUCAUUGGCCACCAGGAAGUGACAGGGGAAGGCAACGUUCACACAGGGGCCAAGCCUCCAUGGCUGAGGGAUGAGGAAAGGGAAAGCCAAGGACAGAUUGGGCCAUCCUAUGAAGAAUUUCUCAAGGAAAGAGAGAAGCAGAAACUGAGGACGCUUCCGCCCAAUCGCGUUGGGGCCAACUUUGAUCACAGCUCUCAGACGGGAGAAGGGUGGCUUCCCUCCUUUGGGCGGGUCUGGAACCAUGGGAGGCGGUGGCAGUCCAGGCAUCAGUUCAAACUUGAAGCAGGACAGAAGCAGCCCAGAACUAAAAGGAAGAGGCCGAAAACUGACUGAGAGGAGGGAGGGUUUGUGCCUCCAGUGCAGCGCUGUGGGAUCCAUCAUGCGUUUGAUUCAGCCACUGGAGAUGUCUGCCAGUGAGCAGCUCCAGAGAAACCUAAGGAGGGGUGAAGCCUGUCUACCAAGAAAGCCUCAAGCCGAAGCCGAAUGACAUCUCCUUCAAUGUGUUUAUAAAUGGCUUUUUGCUACAUUUCUCUUGCAGCACCUAGCAUAGUCUUAAGAAGCUAUUGUAAUGGAUGCAAAAUAUACCAAAUGAAGUAAA